Molecule: messenger RNA, 1203 nt
Organism: Penicillium digitatum Pd1
Lineage: Eukaryota; Fungi; Ascomycota; Eurotiomycetes; Eurotiales; Aspergillaceae
Source: RefSeq, a predicted model, not a curated record
AUGUCCGUGUUUUUGAUUUUAGCCAUCGAUCGCGGGAGCAUGACAGCAGCAGAGGCCGACGAGAUCGUCAAUCCUGCAGUCAAAAACAAGGCUCGCGGGGUCGUGGGCGUUGAUAUCUGCGGUAACCCAACCAAAGGCAAUAUCAGCAUCUACAAAGAAUCAUUUGCGAAGGCCAAAGCCAAUGGGCUAGGAAUCACCCUCCACUUUGCCGAGACAGCAGCUUCGGCUUCAGUUAGCGAACUGUCGACCCUUCUAUCUUUCCAGCCUGAUCGACUGGGACAUGUCAUCCAUGUGCCUGACGAGAUCAAGAAGGAGAUUGCGCGACGUCAGCUCGGUCUCGAGCUGUGCAUUUCUUGCAAUGUUCAUUCAAAACUGAUUGAUGGCGGAUUUAUGGAUCACCAUUUCGGUUAUUGGCGACAUGAUGACUGCCCGAUCGCGCUAUGUACCGACGAUGUGGGGUUUUUCUGUAGCCCCGUUUCCAACGAGUACUUGUUGGCCGCACAGCACUUCGGUUUGAGUCGGACUGAUCUGUUGGACAUGUGCAAUAAGUCUGCAGAUACAAUUUUUGCUAACGCGGAGGAAGAAAGAUUCAUAAUCGACCAGACCCAGAUUGAUGAGCACAUCGAAGAGCUUUCACGGCAGCUUUUGUCCUGCGAAAGUGUUUUCGCUUGGGUACAGGCAUGGAACAGCUACUUCGGCCGCUUCUUCGCCAACAACUUUGCAAAACCAGCCAUUUGCUUUGGUCGAGACCAUAUCGACAUGGCCAAUUCUACCCUGAGCCGCAUCGAACGCACACUUUUCAACAAAGCCUCAGAUAGUGCAAGUCCUUCAGAUGAAAUCAGUGGCGUCACCGACCAUCUACGCACUGUGAUCGCAGAUCGGUUCGACAUCCAAGAUCUACCUGAUGGAUUCUUCUAUUAUCCCAUUGAACUAGGCGGCAUGGGACUCCUCAAUCCGUUCAUUAGACUGCUCGCCAUUCGUGAAAGCAUCAAACAGACCCCCCGAAAGCUACUGCACAAGGCCUCGCUAAAGGAUGAAAAAGAAUACGAGGCAGCGAAGGAAAGGUUCAAGAAGAGAGGCGCUGAUGUAAGCAGCCAGUUUUGGAGCAAAUGGAACGGCGAAUCCAUGCCAUUCAUUCAUGUCUCUGGAAGAGUACACCCGCUAUCCGGAAACAUUCAGUCCCUCUCUUGUGGAUGUGUAUAA